Ostreobium quekettii is the source of this 1503-nucleotide messenger RNA. The record is from the annotation of a GenBank genome assembly. NCBI's taxonomy places the organism in Eukaryota, Viridiplantae, Chlorophyta, Ulvophyceae, Bryopsidales, Ostreobiaceae.
AUGCACAUUUUCUGCCAGUCGAAUGCACAAUAUGCCCUGUGUACAUCGCGUGGAGUGUCGGAAUGUGAGGCUGAUGUGGGCAUCUUGUGGGCUCUGACUGAUCCCUUCUCAUCUGACUUGUCUUCCAUCUUGUUGUGGAGGACGGAGAGCGAUGCUGCCAGUGACCAAAGUGGAGAUGACCCAGACUUGAAAAGCAGCAGCUUGAGCGCACCUGCAGAUCAGCCUGAGGUGGGCAAGAAUGACAACGCUGGACCUUCUUUGGCAUCUUCAAAAGGCAGUGAUGACAUGGACAAGGAGCUGGCCAGCUUCAUGGAAGAACUGGAGACCAGUGGCCUGCUGGGAGAUGAGGAGGAUGUUGCCCCUGCUGAGGUUGCAGAAAAAGCUGCCCCUGCAGCAGCUGAAGUUGCCGCCGAAACAGGGGACGAGGAACCUUCUUCCACAGGAGCAGGCGAGCAGCGCAUAAUCGGCAAGGUUGAGGGCACAGAGGACUGGCACAAGGUUCUGGACACCGCCAGCGGAAAAAUGUACUACUGGAACCUUGCGACCAAUGAGGUGGCAUGGGAACCCCCUCCAGAGGCGACUGUUGACCCACCUGACAGACCAGAUCGGGAAGUCCUGGGCGAAGCUGGCGUGGCGGAAGAUGCCCAAGGGUUGGAGCAGGAGGGUAUGGGGACGGGUGCAAACUUAACUGGCGGGGACGCUGAAAAUGUGAUGGAGGAUAAUGUGGCUGGCUCAGAUGGAUCUGGAGAAGCUGGUGGUCAGGAUGCCAGCAGCGGAUCUGAUGGUGCCCGUGGCGAGGGCUGUGACCCGCUGAGUGAUGGCCAUGGUGACAGUGCCGAUGGUGGUGUUGAGGAGGGGGUGGAAGAGGGGGAGGUGAGUGUGGCAGCCCCUUGUGUAUCUCCGAGCCAGGAGGUGUGGCAGAGGCUUUCAGAUGCUGCCGAGAGGACGAGGCUGGCGGCGGGGGCUGCACUGGAUUCUGUCCCUGCGGCUGUGCGCCGGGCCCUGCAGGCUCAAAUCCGCUUCGAGGACUACGCAUAUCUGUCAGGCCAGGUGCAGGCCUGGGCAGGAGGGACGUCUGACGCACUGCAGGCGUUCUGGGCUGUUUACGAGGCGUACCUGGGGGUCUGCAGCGAGAGUGCAGUGGCCCAGAGCUUGCAGGAGGGGCCACAAAAGUCUGCUGCAGCUGGGGAGGAGGGCGGUGAAGGCGUUGAGGAUGGCGAGUUGGCAGAUCAGGAAAGCAUGGAGGUGGAUGGUAUGGGGCAAGCUGCACAAGUUGAGGAGAUGGGUGUCGCAGAUGUUGCUGCCGAUUCUGUGUACACCGCCUCACAUGGAUAUGAGUGGGGUCAGUAUGGUUACCAGUAUGCAGGUGAUGCUUCGGCAUACCACCAGGCGUACUACAGCAUUCCUCACCACACUGCAGGCGAGCAUGUGGACGCGGGAGAUUCGGAGGUGAGCCAAAGUUCCAGAGGAACGAGUUUCAGCAAGGGAGGCCAACAAGCAUGA